This is a messenger RNA of Microplitis mediator, 1907 nucleotides long. RefSeq lists its product as uncharacterized. Bases 110 to 607 code for a protein of 165 amino acids. The record is from RefSeq and is a predicted model, not a curated record. The transcript is spliced from 4 exons. NCBI's taxonomy places the organism in Eukaryota, Metazoa, Arthropoda, Insecta, Hymenoptera, Braconidae.
AUUUUUGCUCUUAUUGAAAUCUCUUAUUCGAUGUAAUAUAAGGCUGAUUACGAUUAUAUGGCUCAUAGAUGCCGUAAUAUUUCGAAGGUAUAACAACUUACAUGAAAAUAUGAUAUUACCAAUUGCUAUAGUUGUUAUUACUCAAUCGUUUGGCACACAGGGAACCCUGCAUCUAGUUCUUGAGGAUGCCAUGUGUACGGCUUACGAUGAGGAAUAUUUCUUAGAGCCUGAAACUUAUGUAAAUGAUGAGAAUGCAUGGGUCGUAAACAUGACGCUAAUUAAACCACUUUCGAUAGAAACUCAAGGAUAUUUCUCAUUAACAGGAGCAUCAAUGGGUGAAUAUGUGGUGAAUACUGGAAUAGAAGUACAAAUGAGCUUGUGUGAUUUCAUUGAGGAACCUAUUAUAAUGGGUCGUGUUCUUCAAGCAUUUGGAUUGUCUGUAGACGAUUGUCCACCUAAAAUUGGUCCUUAUGGAACUGAAGGUUAUAUAUUUCCAACAGAUACAUUACCAGAUGAAUUCCCACCUAAUAAAUACAUGGUGGAAUUUGGUUUAUCGUACGAGGAGAAGCCAUUAAUAGUAUACCAAGUAUUCUACAACUCCCAAUAGAAGGUGAAUUUAUUUUUUAGACCAACACUAUAAUGACAAUUACUCAUUUUUCUUAAUUCGUUAUUAGCUCCUGACAUCCCGGGAAAAAUAAUUUGUAUCUAAUUCUAUAAAUGGUUACAUAAACUUAGAUAUGAGUUUUGGUUUUAUCUAAUUUUAUAUAUUAUUUUAUAUAAUUAUAUAUUAGGGUGGCCCAAAAAAACCGACGAUUUUUUUUUUUCGAGUCUCUAAUGAAAAUUUGUUAGUUCAAGAUGUUUUAAGAAGCCUCUCCAAAAAUCAGCUCGAUAAAAAAUUUUCAAGAGGUCGCUCACGAAUUUUGAAAAUAUCAAAAAUGAUUGGAAUUCGGAUUUUUUGUUUCUGAAUAUUUUCUCCCUCGUGGCAGCAAUAUUUUAUAUCUGUAAAAUUAUAACUAUGCUGAAAAUUUCAGCCCAAUAUUUGAAUAUACAAAAGGCGCUCAAGAAUUUUGAAUAUUAACUGAUAAUAUGUAACUAAUACUUUGAAUUAGUUUUUGUAUUUUUUUAUAACUCAAUUACUGUCAUUUUACUUAAAUAUAACUUUUGCAUAACCGAAAAUAUACAGGACAGUCUUAAACAAUAAAAUUGGGUGUUUUGAAUACGCAAAAAAACCUAAAAAUUGAAUUAAAAAAUGAAAAAGUAUGUAAAUACCAUAUUGUUUCUAUUUCUCGGGUUGUAUUUUCAUUCAUUAUGAUACAAAUUGAUGGUAAAAAAAUUGAUAAGGUUUAUUAUUAAUAUUCAAGGGUCGCUCGAAAAUAUCCAAGAGACAGUACUCGGAAACAUUCAAAAUUCUUGAGCAACGUUUAAAUAUUUUAAUUUUGAGCUGAAAUUUUCAGGGUAGUCAUGAUUUCAUAAAUAUAAACUAUAGCUGUCACGAGAAAGAAGAAAUUUAGAACAAAAAAAUCCUAAUUUCGAUCAUUUUUAAUAUUUUCAAAAUUCGUGAGCGACCUCUUAAAAAUUUUUUAUCGAGCUGAUUUUUGGAGAGGCGUCUUGGAACAUCUUAAACCAACAAAUUUUCAUUAAAGACUUGAAAAAAAAAAUAGUCGGUUUUUUUGGGCCACCCUACUAUAUAUACUUCAAUAAAGUUAUAUUUACAAUAAUUGUCAUAAAAAAAAAUUUUUUCAAAUCACGCCGACUUAUGAGCUCGAUCUCAAGUCCUACCGAUUGAAAGUUUGUUAACCACGGUGCGGAAUCACAUACUUUGUAAGGGGACAUUAAUUGUAUUUAUUUGAAUAUAAAUAAACUUAAGAGAAUUGAAGACAUCAAUAAAUGAAUGAAUCUGUUUUUUC